Molecule: messenger RNA, 1309 nt
Organism: Musca vetustissima
Lineage: Eukaryota; Metazoa; Arthropoda; Insecta; Diptera; Muscidae
Exons: 3
Coding region: 11-1309 (432 amino acids)
Source: RefSeq, a predicted model, not a curated record
CAUAGCAGUCAUGGCUAUGCUUGCCCGCUUGAGCUCUGGAGCUGUCACUGCUCCUUCAUCGCCUCAAAAAGCAGCUCUACAACGCUUUCAAAAAUGUAUUACAUCUUUUUUGUGGCCAGCAUUGGCAAGUGGAGGAGGAGUCCAAUGCAAAUCCACUCAUAUUGACGCUAUCGACAGUUUCACGAACGAACUUGUGGAACGCAAAAGUAAAAAAUGGGAAGAGAUAAGAGGCAACAUGAUGGGUUCUGGUGUAGAAACUCUUAUCAAGGAUGGUCGAAAGUCAAAUGUUGUAGCAGAAAACACUUCAGAUGGUACAUGCAACACAUUUUCGAAAAACUUCGGCUUAAUGUCGAGAGGCGUAAUUAGCGAUAUACAAGCCCUUCGUUCUCCGGAAUUGGGGCUUGACAUACGGUCUUUGUCCCAGGCGCAGUUAGAUAAUUUGCUUAGCUCCACUUUGGAAAUAAAAAACAAAUUGGAUUUCUUAUACUUGGUGAAGCAAUGCAUACGAUGGCAACAACUGCCUUCAACUGAAGUUCUAGUGGCAUGUCUCAAAUACCUUAGCAGUUUGUCCAGAGUACAAUACAUAGAAUCAAUUGCGGAAAUUUGUCAAGAACAAAAUCACGUUUUGACAAAUAUGUACUGUGACCUUGCACCCUUUAAGGCUAUGGCACUGUGGAGAAGUGAUAGUGCAGAUUUAGCUUUAAAAACCCUAUCUAUGGGAUACGAAAAAGCCUCCAAUGAUGGGAAACGGAUGAUCAGAAUUGCUUUUCGAACAAUUACAGAAGAGACGUUAGUGAAAAAGAGUGAGGCUGUACUAGUACAUCUGAUGGAAAUUGCACGGAGUAUAUAUGAAGAACAUCACGAUAUUUUCGUUAUAGCUUGCGUGUGGAAGCAAUGUUUCGUGAGUGACUGGUUUUGUGAUCAAAAAUCAGCAGGAGAAUUAUUAAUGCACUAUGAAGAACUUCAGAAGAUGGUAGCCAAAAGGUCGGUUUCAUUGUGUGGAUCAUUUCUGAGCCGCAAUAAUGUAGAUGCUGUACAUCGUUUGAUAGAGGUUUAUCUUCGAUAUAAUGAAAGGGAAGCGUGCUCCAAUUGUCUUAGCUUGCUCUUUAACUACCAGUAUAAAAGAAGAGAUUUACGUGCAUGUGCCGAAAUAAUUAAGUCGUGUAGUGAAUUGGAUAUGCCACUUUCGGAAACACAAAAUGAACAGUUCCUAGGAUUAUUUAUAAACCAGAAUGAAAGCGACAAAACAAAGCCAACGUUACGGAAAGAUACUCCUAAGGCCUUCAAGCAAUUUCAGUACAAGUUUUAA